CUCGAGUCUAACGUGCUUAGCUUUCUGGCAACAGACCCUCGCUCUCCUUCUCCCUUUCCUAGUUCGCCCACAGCUCCCAUUUGUCCCACAACACCACAAACAACUACCCAACUACUAUUCCCACAUCCUCCAGCACCAUGGGUUUCUUCAGCAAGAAAGAAAAGUCCGAAAAAGCCGACGAAGACAGCCGCUCCGCGCUCUUUGGCAACCGCAAAGCUGGAGAGACAGCUGCUGGCCAAAACCCCUACUCAGCCCCUCCUCCCCCGUACCAGCCGCAAGCUCCCAAUGCAAGCCACGGUGGCCCUCCCGCACCCGUCGACCGCAACCGCGAUGCCCUCUUCGGCAACCGACCUCAGCCACAGCACUCGCACUCUGCCCCUCCUGUUCAGGGCGGCGCGUAUGCCCGUCCCGAUGGAUAUGCACCCAGCUCGGGGGGUUACGGCCAGAGCUCCGGUGGCUACAGCAACAACAGCAACGCGGACCGCCAGAUGACGGAGGAGGAAGAGGAGGAGGAGGACGUUGAGGCCGUGAAGCAGCAGAUCCGCUUCACCAAGCAGGAGUCCGUCGCCUCGUCUCGCAAUGCGUUGCGUGUUGCCGCGCAGGCUGAGGAGACGGGCCGCAACACCCUCGCCCGCCUCGGACAACAGGGAGAGCGGCUGUACAACACGGAAAAGAAUCUCGAUGUUGCGGCCUCGCAUAACCGUGUUGCCGAGGAAAAGGCGAGAGAGCUCAAGACGCUCAAUGGAUCCAUGUUCGCCAUCCACGUCAAGAAUCCGAUGAAGAGUAAGUCGCGUGCGCAGGCUGAGGAGAAGAAGAUCCUUGACCGCCACGAGACGGAGCGGGAGGAGCGCGAGAGAACCAGGCAGUUCGGGUAUGAGAGUCGGGAUCGUGUGGGCAAGGCGUUGAAUGGUGGCCCAGGCGGUAGCUAUGCAGGAAAGACCCAGAUGAGCAUGGCCGAGCGCAGCAAGUACCAGUUCGAGGCCGAUGAGAGUGAUGACGAGAAGGAGCGCGAGAUCCACAACAACUUGGAUCAGCUUUCCGCUAUUACCGGAAGGCUGAAGGGGCUUGCGAUGGCCACUGGCGAAGAAGUCGACAGACAGAACCACCAGAUUGAUAAGAUCAUGAAGAAGAGCGACCAUGUCGACAACCAGAUUGCACUUACGCACAACCGGAUCAAGAAGAUCCACUAGAUCUACCAGAUCUACCUGUGCAUCUGCAUCUGCAUUUUUGGAAUUUGGUGUUUUCAAUGGAAGCGUGCAUGAGCAUUUAUCUUUCUGUUUCUCUUUCCCGUUCGUUGGAGUAGUUCGAGUAGCAUAGCAUAGCAUACUUGCUCAUGUGGUUUUGUGUCUUUUUCUUUUCUUUUCGUAGGUCGAGAUUUAAUAAUUUGGUAUCGGUGUAUUUGGAAGAAUGAUUGUGGGCCCAUUCUUCCU
Molecule: messenger RNA, 1430 nt
Organism: Tricharina praecox
Lineage: Eukaryota; Fungi; Ascomycota; Pezizomycetes; Pezizales; Pyronemataceae
Exons: 2
Coding region: 138-1190 (350 amino acids)
Biological process (GO): exocytosis; vesicle fusion
Cellular component (GO): plasma membrane; SNARE complex
Molecular function (GO): syntaxin binding; SNAP receptor activity
Source: RefSeq, a predicted model, not a curated record